Messenger RNA from Durusdinium trenchii, 1641 nucleotides. The record is from the annotation of a GenBank genome assembly. Lineage: Eukaryota; Dinophyceae; Suessiales; Symbiodiniaceae.
AUGAAGAUACCAGACAUCUCCGGACUGAAAACCAGACAUCGACAGGACUACACGGAGGCACAACUCCGGGAGUGGCUGCAAGGUUUUGGUCAUCCUGAAGCAGUCAACUUCUUGAAGGAUCCAGUGAGCAAGGAGCUCAAUGGCAAGGGCUACGUGCGGUUUGGCCUGCACGAGGAGGCUGUGGGUCUCUUAGCUGCCUUCGCAGAAGAUGAUGAGGAAGGUGGAGUACAAGGCAACUGGUCACUUUCUGAAAGGUUACAAAGCUCAAGGGUGGGGGAUGCAUUGCAGGCAAGAGCUGGAGCCGUCGCCACAGAGUGUGGCUAUUCCAGGCUAGUCCUUGUAGGAGGCGGUCGCGCCCCUCCUCAGGGUACUUCUUGGGGCUCCUUGGUUCAACAGGAAGGGCCUUUGACCUUUGCACUUUUCGCAGAGGGCAACCUUGAGAAGCUCAAGAGCCGAUUAGACUCUCUGGUCGAGGAAGCCUUGACAAAUCCAACAUCCUUCAGUGGAAGCUCCACAGCUUCCAAUGUCAGUCCUACAUCACCCUGCAUCAUGGUGAAAGGCUUCCCUAAGAGUUGGCGGGAACAGCAGGUACGCCUCGUGUUCGCUCUUUUCGGUGGUGUCGGUUCCGUGCGCUUUGUGGUGGACCCCAAAACGGGGCAGCAGAUGGCGUGCGUGGAGUUGAAGAAUCGAGAGAACAUGGCCAAGGCUGUAGAGCAACUGCACAACACCAAAGUUGGUGAUGGAGAGCUCAUCGAGGAGUGUGUGGUAACUUGUGAGCUCUUCGGUGAUGACGUGGGCAAAAGCAGGCCUUUGCGCCGAACGAUAUUUUUGGAUGAGUUGAAGUUGUCCAGGAAGCCAGAGAUAAAGCCUGACAAUGAGGACCGAGAAGUCUUCAUGACAGGCCUGCCCAUCAAGGACUUCACUGAAGACCAGCUGAAGAACUGGCUCGAAGGCUUUGGGAAGAUUGAGGAUGUCUUCCUUCUUCGUGACGUGGACCGCAAGUUGAACGCAAAAGGCUACGUGCGCUUCAGCUCCCAUAGAAAUGCAGAGAGCUGCAUCCAAGCCCAAGCGUCCGAGCAAGAUGCGGAGGAAGGCGAUGUGAUUGCUUGGUGGUCAGAGUCCGAACGGGCCUUGCGUGGUGCCUAUGGACCAAACCUGCACAGCGCAUUGGCCAGCAACGACGGGCGAGUCUUCGCCCACUUGCUGGAGAGCUGCGAAGUGCGAGAGGUUUGGAUGCAGAGUCGGCUAUGGCCACCCAAAGAUCCUACUGCACCGGCCCUGCAAGGAAAGCAGGUCCAUUUCGUGGCGACCUGCACGGCGAAGCAGUUGCAGGCCCUACAUAGGGCUCUGUCAGCAGCUGUGCAGGCCUUCCAUGACCGCGUUCGAGGGGAAAGAAUGGGGGAGGAGGGUGGAAGCAGCAGUAGCUUUCGCCCACCAGCAGAGCCACGGCCUGCCUGGUCGGCGCCGCCCGCGGGCUGGUCAAUGGCUCCAGCCGGUGGUGCGCCACCACCUUGGCCUUAUUACAGAGAUCCCUAUGCGCCGCAGCGCCCGCCGCCUGGGGCACCUGGGAUGCCAUGGCCAUGGCGCCCCCCCAGGCUAUCCACCAGGACAUCCACCUGCGCCUCCCUCAGGGCCACCUGA